Messenger RNA from Pyricularia oryzae 70-15, 579 nucleotides. RefSeq lists its product as uncharacterized. Lineage: Eukaryota; Fungi; Ascomycota; Sordariomycetes; Magnaporthales; Pyriculariaceae. The record is from RefSeq and is a predicted model, not a curated record. The transcript has a single exon. The coding region runs from base 1 to 579 and encodes 192 amino acids.
AUGUUCAACCGACUAUUGCGUAACUAUUGCGUCGAUCGCGAUGUGACCCUAUCACAGCUGAGGUACUUACUGCCUGGCUACGACAGCGUUGAAAUCUGGAGCGUGAUAAGGGCUCUCUCCAGACAAGACGCUGGACCAUUCCCCAAAGAGCACUUCUUGAACCCAGAUACACAGUCCGCUCAGUGGCUUACCGGCCAGCACUGCGCAACCAAUCGUGAUUUCGGCCUGUAUACCCACGCGGUUGAGCACUUGUUCCGCACCUACACAUCAGCACGGGGCGUUUUUCAUAACUUUGACGAGGCUGAGCUGAAAAGGUCGAUUGACCGCAGUCUCAACCUUCAGCGUGAUGGAUCCAGCCCUGAGCAGAUAACCAACGUCGUCCUCUUGGCGACCAUGGAAGCCCUAUUGCAGUGCUACAAGCUAGCUCGUCUCUGUCCCGAGGACUGCCAGUGGUUCAGGGAGGAUAGCCCCGAGGGAGUUGAUAUCCCCGAGGAAACAAGGGGUAUCAUCCGCGAAUUACUGAAGGAGAGUCACCCCCUGUGCCGGCUUAUCUCGGACAAGCUUUUUACCUAUCAGUAG